This is a messenger RNA of Lotus japonicus, 836 nucleotides long. RefSeq names its product HVA22-like protein a. NCBI's taxonomy places the organism in Eukaryota, Viridiplantae, Streptophyta, Magnoliopsida, Fabales, Fabaceae. The transcript has 5 exons. The coding region runs from base 110 to 604 and encodes 164 amino acids. The record is from RefSeq and is a predicted model, not a curated record.
AUAAAAGUUACUUUGAUUUGUUCUCUUACAGACAACUAGCAGCAAAUACUGAAAAUCAACACCGCUUUAGUUUCACAUACUCCCUUCCCUUUGUUAUAGAGAUACUAUUAUGGGAUCUGGAGCUGGAAAUUUCCUGAAGUUGGUUCUCAAGAAUUUUGAUGUAAUUGUUGGGCCUGUUCUUAGUCUUGCAUAUCCUCUAUAUGCCUCAGUUAGGGCAAUUGAGACCAAAUCUCCUGUUGAUGACCAGCAAUGGCUUCCUUAUUGGGUUCUGUAUUCCAUGAUCACACUCUUUGAGCUAACUUUUGCCAAAUUUCUUCAAUGGAUUCCUAUCUGGCCAUAUGCAAAGCUGAUGAUAACCGGCUGGUUGGUCCUUCCUUACUUCAGUGGUGCUGCCUAUGUUUAUCACCAUUAUGUUAGACCUUUCAUUGUCAAUCCUCAGACCGUUAACAUCUGGUAUGUUCCAAGCAAAAAGGACCCUUCAGGUAAGCCAGGUGACAUUCUAACUGCAGCAGAGAAGUACAUUCAAGAGAAUGGAACUGAAGCAUUUGAGAAUAUGAUCACAAAGGCUGAUAAAUCAAGUAAGAAACAUACUCAUGCAUUGUGAUGGGAGCUACUGCAUGCAAUAAUCACUACUUAGGAGGAGCAUGGAAAGGUUUACCUGAUUGAAAUCUUGUUAGAGUGCAACUAUCUCGUGCUUAGUUCAUGUUUGGAAAGCAGAAUUAAUUCUAACUAGUAAAUUGGUGUUUGUGUGUACCAUUAAAAUUAAUUACAUGUCAAGAAUCAAUUCUCCUUGCCACAACAAAUAGUUCAUUCUGCUUUCAACAUAUAAAUUAUGA